Messenger RNA from Anthonomus grandis grandis, 1264 nucleotides. It is a transcript of the gene CBP, whose product is annotated as sarcoplasmic calcium-binding protein. The transcript is spliced from 5 exons. Gene Ontology annotation, molecular function: calcium ion binding. NCBI's taxonomy places the organism in Eukaryota, Metazoa, Arthropoda, Insecta, Coleoptera, Curculionidae. The coding region runs from base 177 to 998 and encodes 273 amino acids. The record is from RefSeq and is a predicted model, not a curated record.
AAACUAUUCGAUUUUGACCCGUACAACAGUUACAAGGCCUCUUUGGCGAAAGACGCGUCGUUCUUAUAUAUUGUGACUUCUAGAUAUAUCAACUUGUUGAUAUAUAAGACUUAUAAUACCACUAUUGGCGCACCAUAUGUUCAGUAGUUUCUAAUUUAUUCAAGUGCGACAACAAGAUGGCAUUUUCAAUUUUAAGAAAUGGACUUAAGUUGGGGAAGCAUUUACAAAAGUUUUCGGCAUUUAAAACCGCUUCUGAAAGCGGUGUUAAGAUGGAGGCUAUGAAGAAUGGCGCAGCGGCAAUGACCUGCACCCAAUAUUCGUGCCUCCUGGUGCCAAAAACUCCGAUAAAAGCCCCUGCAAGAGAUUUUAGCAGCAAACACGCAAAGCCCCACCAAGAAAGAACAUACCUCUCAUCUUCCGAGUCAGAUAGCGAUUUGGAAGAAUGGAUUGGCAAAAGAGGAAAUUCCGACUUCUGGAGGAGGAAAAUGCGCACCUUCCACGCUAUUUUAGACCUCAACAAGGACGGUGUGAUCUCUUUUGACGAUUUUAAGCUACUUGCCGAUCGAUUCGUCGAUUUGGGACAUAUUAGUGAGAAACAUUCCCAGGAGUUUUACCAAGUUAUCCAGGAACUAUGGGAAAAACUAUUUGGGGAAAUCACUCCUUACAAUACAGUAUCAGUGUUCGCUUUCUUGGAUAAUAUGCACCAUGUGCUUAAUGAUAAAAGGCUCGUGAGGCACGCCCAUUCUUUUUUACCUUACUUAUUUAAGGCUGUAGAUAAGGACCAAUCCGGUGAAAUCACGGUAGAAGAAUUCAAAUUAUUCUUCAACAUUUUGGGAAUCAACGAGAUUGACGCAGUGGUCGCCUUUCGAUCCAUCGAUACCAACGGAGAUGGAAAAAUUACCGCGAAAGAGUUCGUGAAGCAUGGCAGGGAGUUUUUCGUUACCGAAGACCCGGAGAGGAUUUCCAAGUACUUUUGGGGUCCACUGGUGGACCAUUAAAGUUCAAUUUUCGUAUUGAAAGCUAUUGUAGUUUCUAAUGCGGAAAUUUGCUUUUAAUUUUAUAAGUAAGGACAAAAAAAGUAUAAAAAACACUUAAAAAAUCAUUAAAAAAAAAACAGAUUUUAAUAUAGCUUGUUGUUCUUACAGGUUUCAGCCUAAUAAUGAAUUUAUAUUAAAUUUUUAUUAGGUUAAGUUUAAUUUUAGGGUGUAAUGUGAUAAAAUGUGUGUAAUCCUUUUUUUUUAUAAUAAAUCAAAUCAUUGACAAA